AAAAGAGAAAGAGAAACCAGUUCCACUGCAAUCACAACUUCACACAGUCAGUGGGCUGAAGUCACAACUUGAGUACAGUGUUCUGUUUUGUUUGUACACAGCAGUUUUGAGUCAUCAUGGACUUUUUUAAAGGCCUUCAGACGAUUCUUACCGUGUAUUUUCUAGCAUGCAUUUAUGGAGACAUCAUGAAAAUAGACACCACCGGUGCAUCAGAGGUGACAGCAAAACAGGACAAAUUAACCGUAAAAGGUGUCGAGGCUUCCAAAAAACUGGCUGAGCAUGAUCUGGCCCGAAUGGAGCAGUAUAAGAGUAAGAUCAUCAAAGUUGGUACAGCAAAGCAGAUGGACCCGGCUGUGAUUGCUGCCAUCAUAUCCAGAGAGUCCAGAGCUGGAGCUGCUCUAAAGGAUGGAUGGGGCGACCAUGGCAAUGGCUUUGGCCUCAUGCAGGUUGACAAACGCUACCACAAGCUGGUAGGUACAUGGGACAGUGAGGAACAUCUCACACAAGGGACUGGGAUACUCAUUGGCUUUAUUAAUGACAUAAGAGCAAAGUUUCCCCAGUGGACAAAAGAGCAAUGCUUUAAAGGGGGAAUAUCAGCCUACAAUGCAGGAGUAAAGAACGUCCGUACGUACGAGCGCAUGGACGUGGGCACCACCGGCGGUGAUUACUCCAAUGAUGUUGUUGCCAGAGCCCAGUGGUUCAAAAGCAAGGGUUACUGAAGAAAAACAGUCAUAAUUCUACUUUUUGUUCAUUCUGACAAUUGUUCACUGUUCUUUAUUUUGUAUUGUAUUUGUUUGGAUAAAAUAAAAAUCAUUUAUUCACUCACA
Molecule: messenger RNA, 827 nt
Organism: Sinocyclocheilus rhinocerous
Lineage: Eukaryota; Metazoa; Chordata; Actinopteri; Cypriniformes; Cyprinidae
Gene: lygl1
Product: lysozyme g-like 1
Exons: 6
Coding region: 117-719 (200 amino acids)
Biological process (GO): peptidoglycan catabolic process; defense response to Gram-positive bacterium
Cellular component (GO): extracellular region
Molecular function (GO): lysozyme activity
Source: RefSeq, a predicted model, not a curated record